Molecule: messenger RNA, 7058 nt
Organism: Alosa sapidissima (American shad)
Lineage: Eukaryota; Metazoa; Chordata; Actinopteri; Clupeiformes; Clupeidae
Gene: plekhm1
Product: pleckstrin homology domain containing, family M (with RUN domain) member 1
Source: RefSeq, a predicted model, not a curated record
AUUCCCAAGAUGCUCCGCGGCUCUUGCGGAGUAAUGCAACAACUUUGGCUGUCGAGCAAGUGCUUGCUUUAGCUCAUUUUUUACAGCUUUCUGGAGAAUGAUUUCUAAGUGACAGCCUUAGUGUUGUCUUCAAAAUGCUGAACUGGAACGUACUUUCCCUUUGCCUUAAGAGUUGAAGUCGUUACCGAGAAUCCUUAGAAGCGUUUCAGUCACUCGCAAAAUAUCAAAACAAGAGUGUCAUGUGGGAGUGAUCUGGUGUUGAUGAGCAGUCAUGCUUGCUACCCAAACAACAGAAACGGGCCCCGACACCAAAGACGUGAAACAGUGGAUCAAGGAGAAGAUCGCCCAGACCAUCAAAGCCCUGCAGAAGCGCUACGUGGCGACGGACACCGCCGUGACCAGUGAGGAUGCCGAGGCCAACCUGCUGUGCUGCGCGCUCGAGGCCGCCUUCAUCCACGGCAUCAAGGGCAAGCACGUCAGGUCUGAGGUCGGAGGUCGCGGGAGGAAAGGGGGCGGAGACAGGGGGGGCACCCUCCCCCAGCCGGACUUCUGGGGGCUGCUCAAGUCUGUCACUCACAGAGAUGUGAUUCUGGAGCUGGAGGGGCUGAACUUCAUCAGUUCUGGCGUGGGCCGGUGCCGGGCCUGGGUCCGUCUGGCACUCAACGACAGCUUGCUGGAGUGCUACCUGGCCUCCCUGCUGAGGGAGAACUCCAAGCUCGCCGGGUAUUACCAGCAGGGGGCGCUUCUGCUGGACACUGAGGACCGUGAGGUGCUGCUGAGCCUCCUCCAGGGCCUGGCUUCGCUCUCCUUCCAGCUCUCCUACAAGUCGGCCGUGCUCAACGAGUGGACCGUGACUCCGCUGGCGCUCGCCGGACUCUGUCCUCCGCCUGCCGCCGACCAGGCGUUCCACGCCAACGCCAGCAGCAACGGCAAACACAAAGAAUCCUGGGACACGGUCUCGCAGUCGUCGGGGGGCUCCGACGUGGCGGCGGGUCGUGGAGGCGGUGUCACGGAAGGGGUGGCUGAGAUGAGGGCGUCAAACCUGAGUCUGGACACCACGGGCUCGUCGCAGCUGUCGUCCAGCUUGAGCUCGGACAGCCUCCUGCAGGGGACGGAGUUCCGCUGCCCGGAGAGGGACUCGUGGGAGAUUGGACACGCUGACGCCAAGAAGCCUUACAGAGAAGAGAGCACGACGUCCAGUCAGGACUCCAUGAGAGAGGACUCCUACAUCUCCGGCCUCACCGGUGACCAUCUCUCUGAGAGCACAGCCUUCAGCAGCCUAGACAACGACACGCACACGCCCACUACCGACACGCACACGCCCGCUACCGACACACACCUCCCAUCACCUCCACGCACCUACACACCGGAUCCUGACUCCCACCUCACACACACUCUCAACACAAAUCUGACGUCGGUCACAUGCGCUUCAAAUAAGGAUGUACAUUUUACAAACACACCAGUCAGAGACACACACCAGUUCCCCUUCGAUAGCAAAGACGCUCCACUCACCUCGACCCCAGCAAGUGACCCAUGCAUCAAAGACACACACCUUGGGCAGUCUUCAGCAGCCGAUGCACAACUCACGGAAUAUGCGCACGGCACCGACGCAGGCAUCACACACACGCAAACCGGCUGCACAUACCUGCAGGUGGCGCAAAGCACUUUAAUGGACACGGAGGUGGAGGUUCUAAGACCGAACAAGCGCAACAGGAGCCCAAUGCGACGGAACCGUUCCCCCGGCGGCCCGACGACAACUCCCACCCCAGCGAAAUCUACCGUUACCACAGCAACGACCUCUGACCCCGAAACAGACACCAAGAAGCCCGAUCAGCCGACCCACCCAUCCCCAAGCCCUGCAGAGCCAGCGGUGUUUCCACGGCGAUCAGAGAGCACCAUAAGCAGGCGUAGAUCAACAGACGUGGGCCCCACUUCCUGGAUCUCGGAGGAUGACUUCUACAAACCUGAGACGGAUGAAUCCGGUAGUCUGACGGAUCAGCCUACGUUUGGAGCGGCGCUGAUGAAUGGGUCGUUGUCUCCGCCACCAGAACCGGAAGUCCCCCAGGUCGCCCCCAGCGUGGUCCACCGCAGACAGAUAGGUCUGUCCAACCCAUUCCGUGGCCUGCUGAAGCUGGGUCCUCUGGAGAAGCGCAGCGCAGUGGGCAUGUGGUGGGAGCACCACUGCGAGCUCUCGCCCUUCGAGCUGCGCCUCUACCUGGACCCCGAGGACCGGGCGGCCUGCGACAACUCCUCCCUGCUGCGCUGCGAGGAGGCGCGUCUCCGCGGCGACGGCGAGGGCGGCCGCUUCCUGCUGGCCUUCGCCGGCGGCAAGCGGCUGCACCUGCGCGCGGGGACGCGCGGCGAGGCCGAGGACUGGGUGGAGCGUGUCCAGGAGGCCGUGGCCAAGAUCCGCCCGGCAACCGGCCUUCGCCACGGCGACAGUCCUGGUAACAGAAGCCCCGACGACGCGUGGGAGGUCCUCCGCGUGUCGGGGAAGCACUCCGACGGUGAAACGCCCACCACCACCACCACGCCGUCGCCGGUCUCCUCGUCCACGCCAGCCUCCACCCCGGCGAGCCCAGAACACGCCCGCGCAGCCCUGACUCCGCCCCCUCCUCCUCCUCCUCAACCCCUCGCUCUGGACUGGACGCGACCCGCCGACCCGGAACCGGACGCCAUCAAAGAGGCGGUGGUGUACCAGCUGGCGGCCGCGUCCCCUCAGGGCUCCUCGCUCUCCCACUUCCCCCCGACGGAGGACUGGACACAGCUGCUCCUCUCUCUGUCCCUGGAGGCCCUGAGUGGUUUCCGUUGGCAACCCGAACUCACGGCGUCCAGCGCCGACGACGAUGACGUGGGCGGCGACGGAGGAGGAGGAGGAGGAGGUCACAAGGCGCCGCUGUUCCGCCACGCCAUCCAGACGGUGCGCGACGUGGUGCCGGACGCAGCCCGCGGCGGGCCGGAGUUCUUCAAGGUCGUGACCUCGGGCGGGGUGACCUUGACGCUGCGGGCCGAGAGCGGCGAGGAGGCGCGCACGUGGAGAGGUCUCAUCCGCGAAGCGCUGGACUCCUACCUGGAGACCGAGGAGGAAGAGGAAGUGGCGUCAGCGGCGGGGGCGGGGGGAAGCGUGCAGCGAUUGGUCCAGCACCGGCUGAAGGGUGAGGCAGCAGGGCUGCUACCACACCUGGGCACCGUGCCGAUCGAGAGAGGGCUGGACGCCCAGAGCUUCCGAUGCGCAGGCUGUAGUAAGAAGAUCGGUGUGUCCAUGGGCAAAGCCAAACUCUGUGAGUUCUCCGCUCAGUACUACUGUGAGUCCUGUCACCGUGGCGACGCUAUUGUCAUCCCCUCCCGCUUGGUACACAACUGGGACCUGACGCCACGAGAGGUCUCCAAACAGGUCUUGAAGCUGCUUGCCCAGAUUGAGCACGAGCCCUUGCUCAACCUUGACCUCCUGAACCCUGACCUUUACGAGCACUCUGAAACCAUGGCGAGAGUGCGGUCACUGCGGCAGAAGCUCCGUCUCCUGGGUGACUACGUGCUCCUGUGCCGCAGCGGAAUCAAGAAGAAGCUCCAGGCCAAGCUCAAGCAGAGGACUUACGUCCUGGAGUCUGACCAGCUCUACAGUGUCAUGGACUUGCAUCAAAUAGCGGAGGGUCAGUACCAGCCCGUCCUGCUCUCGCUGAUCCACCUGUCGGCCGGCCACGUGCACGGCUGUGACCUGUGCACCCAGCGAGGGUUCAUCUGUCAGAUCUGCAACGCCGAUGACAUCAUCUUCCCCUUUCAGUUUGAGACCACUAGCAGAUGUAAGGGCUGUAAGGCAGUGUUCCACUCGUCCUGUAGAGAGGACAGCCCCACGUGUCCUCGCUGCGUCCGGCUGCAGAGGUACCUGGAGCGAGACCUGCAGGACUGAGCACUGCCGCUCUGUGGGUCCCUCCAGGCUUGCCGUACCCCGUGGGCUCGCUCCCUCCCUCCUCUCCUGUCUAGGAGAACAGAAUGGACCAGCACUGAUAUUCUCCUGAUGCUCACAGGCACUGUGUGUCCCAGCGGGCUUUCUGUAGUCGCUGUCUGAGCCAAGGACCAGGAAAAGGAGUCAAGGACGGGGUGCUGUUUGUCCCUUUCUGCCCCCCUUAGCCGCCUUCCUCCUGACAAAUCACUUCUCGGUUGUCAGAGGGGGAGCUGGACUGGAGGACGAAUGUCACUUCUUAACAGAGGGCCUCUGGAGUGGUCAUCUCAGUCACAAGUGCUCUUAUUAAAACACACAUACACACACACACACACACACACACAUAUACACACACACACACACACACACAUACACACAUACAUACAGCACGAGCAGGAGGUGCACACUCUGCUUGUGCUGUUGAACUGGACGACACUUGGGACCAACACUAUCACCUUUGCACUUUUGCUGGGAGGCUCCUGUAGUUGCCCUCAGCGACGACACCAUGGCGACCGAUUAGCACCGACUGUUGUACAUGCCUGUUUUUCUGUGUGUGCGUGUGUGUGCGUGUGUGUGUGUGUGUCCGUCUGUCCCAGACAGCCCCUGUGGACUCGAGAGCCGGUCACUCUUCAGGUGCCAAGAGACCGCUUCUCACUGCUACACAACAUCAACACGCCUCAGUGGCUCCGUCAAGACCACAGUCUGUCCUGAGGGUCCGUCUCUCUCUCUCUCUCUCUCUCUCUCUCUUUGUCUCUCUGUCUCUCGCACGCGUGAGCGAGCGACCUUCUGCUGACCUCUGCCACCACGUGAAGGUCAACGGGGCCUUCUCUGCCAAGGACUGAAGGACUUCUUGAAGGACAAUUCACUGUCUAUCUAUCUCGCCCGACCUUCAGCUGACCUCUCCCAAAGGUCAACGAGGCCUUUCUUUGCCACGGACUGAAGGGUUCUUUAUUUUACAAAAAAAAAAAAAAGAUGAGGCAUCACUUAAGCUUGUUUGUUGAGUUGAAGCUCAUUUUUUUUUAACUUGGUGGUUUAGUUUCUUCUCUCGCGUUGAAGCAUAUAGCCUCUGCAUUAUUUUAUGCUGGUGUAGCCGGGCUCUAAUCAUGUUUACAAGACUAAAGAGCUGUUCACAUCAGGAAUGACAACUGUAAUUCUAACGAUGUUAGCGUCGUUAUCGUUAUAGUUUAUAUGUGGACUUUGUCAUUCAUUUUAGCUGGAGUGAUACUUAUAUGCCGUCAUCAUUCUUAUAACCGUUCUUGGUGUGAAUGGGCCUAAAGACUUAAGACCAAGACUAACACAGUCUAACACAGACACUUUUACGAGACCAGGAAAAUUGGCUUCUCACGGCCGAGCCAGACGAGGCCACCCUACACCGGGAUGAGAACCGUGGCACUGGACUCGUAACCAUGGUGAUGCAUUAACUCUUCUGUGCCUUUCUCAGUUGUGGAUCCGUCACAGAGAAUGUUCACUUGGACUUGACUGGAGUCUUUUUCACCAAUAUCUGUGUGAGGUGCCAAAUAUGUCCACCGUUGACGGAAAAGACUUUGUAUAUACAUGAUAGGACUUACGUAUUUAUUGCUGGCAUGGUCAAGAGUUUGACUGUUUUAGUUGUUUUUGUUUCUUUAUUUGUUUGGCAAAACAGGACACACACACACACACACACACACACACACACACACACACACACACACACAGGGCCUCUUGCCAGGACAUAAUGAUGACGAUGAUGAUUAUCCCUCAACAUGGAUAAUUAAAUCAUUGUUGCCCUGACCGUUCAUUUCAGAGGGCACUGUUUAAUACCAAAGUCCAUCUAAAUCCUGCAUCCUUUCGUGGCUGAAUCUUUGUAAAGAGGUCAGCAACAGACUGAUGGCCAGAGGCAAGAACAUGUUUGUUUCUUUUUUGUUUAUCUUUAACUCCAGUUUUCAGUGCCAUGUUUUAGCACUUUAAUGAGAGGUUUUCAGUGGUGUUUUAACGGAGAAUUGAACACACGAACACAUGCACAUACACUCACACCCUCUCUCUCUCACACACACACACACACACACACACUUACACACACCAUUACACACACCAUCAGGUCUCUGAGAAGUGAGCUCGCAUCAGGAAACCUGUUGAGGUCUUCGUGACCUUUCACAUAUUCUCUGAAUGUGGCAGACUGUUUUCAAAUGCCUGUAGACACUUUUUACAAAUCUGGAAUUGCAAUGCUUGUUGUGCUGUCUCACAGUUAUGUGUAUGUAUGUCUGAAUCUGUAUGUAUGUAUGUAUGUAUGUAUGUAUGUAUGUAUGUAUGUAUGUAUGUAGCUAUGUAGCUGUAUGCAUGUACAAGUCUGUAAAUGUAUGAGUGAAUCUAUGUGUGUUCAAUAAGGUUUUUGCUGAUAGCCCAGCCCCUGAAUGAGUUUUUGUCUGAUGUUGCACCACUUAAUCAGGCCCAGUAGAUGGCCCUAAAGGCUACUUUUCUCUAAUAACUCGCCUGGAUCUAGUGAGACAACAAAUUGGCACGCAGUACUCUUCAGCUUUACAGUUUAAACAUUAUUUCUUAUUUUUUAUUGUUAUUAAUGAGUGUGAACUUUAGUUCAGUUACUGACUUUUGUUUCCAGCACAGAGAAACAAUAGCUGUCAGCUGUCAGUUGAUCGUAGCAUUAUGUAUCAUUAUAAAUAAGUUAAUUUAUAUAAAUGAAGCUCACAGAUGCAUUCUGAGAGUUCCCUGACUAAACCAGAGGUCAGAGGUCAGAGGUCAUUACUAUUCAGGCUGAAGUUAUAGCUGCCACAUCUCUCUGUGGGACCAAACUUAACCCCGGGGCAACUCGGUCCCUCUCUCACCAUCACUCGGCCACAGGGAAUCAGGGCAGCAGCUGCCGGAUUCUGCCCACAUCCAGGCCACAUCUGAGCCAGAUGUGGUUGCCGCCAUCUUCUUGUUGGGGGGGGGGGGGGGGCAGACGUUAGUGCGCCCUCAUCACCAGGCUACCCGUGUUUGAUUGGGGACUUUUCGGGAUGGUGCCCUUGGGGUCGUUCAUGACAUGACGCAGACAUACAGUGCUUAACGAGAUGCAGACUAUGGAGGUUAUCAUACUGAUGAUGAUGUUAUGAUGACGGAUGAUGAUUAAAUUGUGUAUAAACUA